CCUCCUCCUCCUCCUGCUCGUCCUCCGUCCCACGCGACGCCACCGCGCGUUCCCUCCCCCCGCCGCCGAGCAGAAGCAGAAGCCGAAGCCGGGAGAUAGCUAGCCUCCACGCGGGUUGUUCGCCAUGGCGCCGCCGACGUCGACGUCGAUGGCCCCCGCGUUCGCCCCGCCGCCGCCGGGCCCGUUCAGGCGCUGCGGCGGCCGGGUGCGCGGCGUCUGCGUCGGCUGCUUCGGCGACCCGGAGAUGAAGCGGCGGCGGCGCGUCGCGGGCUACAAGGCGUACGCCGUGGAGGGGAAGGUGAAGGCCUCGCUCCGCCGGGGCAUCCGGUGGUUCAAGCGCAAGUGCUCCGGCAUCUUCCGCGUCUGACAAUAUAUUCGAACAGCAAAGCCGCCGAUACGCCUCCCCCUCUUCGUCCAAGGUAAUUCUGAAAAGCGAAAAGAAAAAACAGAGUGCCUCACGAUCGAUUUGCAUUAGAUUCCAAAUUCCAGAUGUUGCAAGCUGCACAGCCUCCGAUCUUUCCUUCCAUGAGAACAGAAUGAAUUCUUACUCUUUCAGAGAGAAAAAAAAACUGAAUACUUCCGACAAGAACAAGAACUGAAAAGUCUGGGUGUAAUUGGUUUUGAUUUUUGAAUCAAACAACCAAAUGUGGAAUGGACUUGCUUGAUGAUCUUACUGUUUUCACAAGUUUGGUUCUAACUGAUGUGUAAGUGCUAAUUAUGAUGUCGUGAUUGCCAUGUUUGUUUUCGGCAUUCGAAUAUCUCUCGUUAACCUUGCUGUUGAUGCUGUAUUGUACUUGAGCUGAAAAAAAAAAUAUGGUCCAAGGUAAUUUUGAAGUUACAAAAUUUCAAGAGAUUCCUGUGAGCCUAUGAUUUCGCGAACAA
Molecule: messenger RNA, 882 nt
Organism: Oryza brachyantha (malo sina)
Lineage: Eukaryota; Viridiplantae; Streptophyta; Magnoliopsida; Poales; Poaceae
Exons: 1
Coding region: 125-367 (80 amino acids)
Source: RefSeq, a predicted model, not a curated record